This is a messenger RNA of Suricata suricatta (meerkat), 2972 nucleotides long. RefSeq names its product solute carrier family 26 member 6 (gene SLC26A6). The coding region runs from base 420 to 2708 and encodes 762 amino acids. Gene Ontology annotation, cellular component: membrane. NCBI's taxonomy places the organism in Eukaryota, Metazoa, Chordata, Mammalia, Carnivora, Herpestidae. Gene Ontology annotation, biological process: transmembrane transport. The record is from RefSeq and is a predicted model, not a curated record. Gene Ontology annotation, molecular function: oxalate transmembrane transporter activity; chloride transmembrane transporter activity; bicarbonate transmembrane transporter activity. The transcript is spliced from 21 exons.
CCAUGGACGUGAGAUCAUGACCUGAGCUGAAGUCGGACACCCAACCGACUGAGCCACCCAGGCGCCCCUGGAUCACUUCCUUGUGUGUGCUCUCAGACGGCCAGCACUGAGCUCAUGGAGUAGUCGGAUGAGGACUCAGAGGCUGGACAGGGAUUGGCUGGGGAACGGGCUGGGGGGCACAGUCAGCCUGGAACCUGGACCUGGUAGAACGCUCACAGCUGGGCAGCCGUCCCGGGGUUGGGGGUAUGGAUUGUACUCAACUUAAUGUGUUUUUGUAGGGGACUUUGGCCCAGUGAGAGGCUUUUCCCAGACAAAGUUCAGGGAUUGCCGCCGGCUGGGUGUGGGGCCAGCUGGGAGCUGGACCUACCUAGAUCUUGAGUCAGAGGGACACAGAGGCCCUGCUGCCUGUGACGCAAGCCAUGGAGCUGAGGAAGCGAAACUACUAUGUGGAACGACCACUGCUGAAUCAGGAACAGCUGGAGGAGCUCGGGUGCUUGACCACAGGGACGGGGACCCUCGAGUGGCGAACCUGGUUUCGAUGCUCCUACACUCGAGCUCGAGCCCUUCUGUUCCAACACCUCCCAGUUUUGGCCUGGCUACCUCGGUAUCCCGUGCGUGACUGGCUCCUGGGUGACCUGCUGGCUGGUCUGAGUGUGGCCAUUAUGCAGCUGCCACAGGGCCUGGCCUAUGCCCUCCUGGCUGGACUGCCCCCCGUGUUUGGCCUCUACAGCUCUUUCUAUCCUGUGUUUAUCUAUUUCCUGUUUGGCACUUCCCGGCACAUCUCUGUGGGCACCUUUGCUGUCAUGUCUGUAAUGGUGGGCAGUGUGACAGAAUCCCUGGCCCCAGACAAGGACUUCCUGCAGGCUGAGAACGCCACAGUCAAUGAGGAGGCCAGAGACGCCGUCCGGGUGCAGCUGGCCACCACACUCAGUGUCCUGGUCGGCCUCUUCCAGGUGGGACUGGGCCUGGUCCACUUUGGCUUCGUGGUCACCUACCUGUCAGAGCCUCUGGUCCGCGGCUAUACCACAGCUGCAUCUGUGCAGGUCUUCGUCUCGCAGCUCAAGUAUGUGUUUGGCCUUCAACUGAGCAGCCGCUCUGGGCCGCUGUCCCUCAUCUAUACAGUGCUGGAGGUCUGCCAGAAGCUGCCCCAGAGCGUGGUUGGCACCGUGGUCACCGCAUUGGUGGCAGGGGUGGUGCUGGUGCUGGUGAAACUGCUGAAUGACAAACUGCAGCGCUAUCUGCCCCUGCCGAUCCCUGGGGAACUGCUCACGCUCAUCGGGGCCACAGGCAUCUCCUAUGGCGUAGGCCUGAAGCACAGAUUUGGGGUGGAUGUCGUGGGCGACAUUCCUGCAGGGCUGGUGCCCCCAGUGGCCCCCAAACCCCAGCUGUUUGCCAGUCUCGUGGGCUUUGCCUUCACCAUCGCUGUGGUUGGUUUUGCCAUUGCCAUCUCACUGGGGAAGAUCUUCGCCCUGAGACACGGCUACCGGGUGGACAGCAACCAGGAGCUGGUGGCUCUCGGCCUCAGUAACCUCAUCGGGGGCAUCUUCCAGUGCUUCCCCGUGAGCUGCUCCAUGUCGCGCAGCCUGGUACAGGAGGGCGCCGGGGGCAACACACAGGUGGCUGGGGCCGUCUCCUCCCUCUUCAUCCUCAUUAUCAUCCUCAAACUUGGGGAGCUCUUCCGAGACCUGCCCAAGGCAGUCCUGGCAGCUGCCAUUAUCGUGAACCUGAAGGGCAUGAUGAAGCAGUUCACUGACAUAUGUUCCCUCUGGAAGGCAAAUCGAGAAGAUCUGCUCAUCUGGCUGGUGACCUUUGUGGCCACCAUCCUCCUGAACCUGGACCUCGGUCUGGCCGUUGCAGUGGUCUUCUCCCUGCUGCUCGUGGUAUUCCGUACACAGCUGCCCCACUACUCUGUCUUGGGGCAGGUACCAGACACGGAUAUUUACCUAGAUGUGGCCGAGUACUCAGAGGCCAGGGAGGUCCCAGGCGUGAAGAUCUUCCGCUCCUCAGCCACCAUGUACUUUGCUAAUGCUGAGCUCUACAGCGACGCACUGAAGCAGAGGUGCGGUGUGGACGUUGACCACCUCAUCUCCCGGAAGAAGAAGCUGGUCAAGAAGCAGGAGCAAAAGCUGAAGCGACUGAAGAAGCUCCAGAAAAAGACUGCCACCUCCAAGGGCACUUCUGUUUCCAUUGAAGUCAAUUCCAGUGCCAGAGACAUGGAGAGCAACAACUUGGAGGACUCCAAGGCCGAGGGAGAGGGGCCAGCCAUGAGCUGCGGAGAUGGUGCCAGUGCAUGUCCUGAGAGGAAAGCCAUGGACCUACCAGCUGUGAGCACAGGGAAUGAGCUAGAAGGUACAGCGGCCAGCGGUCAAGAAGGUGCUAAGGCCCCAGAUGUGUCCAACCUGAAGGCCCUGGGCCUGCCUCAGCCGCACUUCCACAGCCUCGUCCUGGAUCUGGGAGCCCUCUCCUUCGUGGACACUGUGUGCCUCAAGAGCCUGAAGAAUAUUUUCCGUGACUUCCGAGAGAUCGAGGUGGAGGUGUACAUGGCCGCCUGCCGCAGCCCUGUGGUUGCCCAGCUUGAGGCUGGGCACUUCUUCGAUGCAUCGAUCACAAAACAGCACCUCUUUGCCUCUGUCCACGACGCUGUCCUCUUUGCCCUCCAGCACCCGAGAUCCAGCCCUGCCAGCCCUGUUUUGAUGACCAAACUCUGACCAUGCUGCCACCCUGCCUGAGAUUGCUGACCUCUGAAUGUUGUGACUUGUGAGAAUCCGCCCCCCCCCAACCGCUGGGCUGCCUCCAGAUGUCCUUCAGGAGUCCCCUUCAUAUAAACACACACAACUCAGGGAUGGAGGUCCUGGGACUCCAAGUUCGGUGCUAUUGGCCUGGGAUGGGGCACUGGAGUCAGACUGGCACUGGCUGGGUUGGGGGAAGAUGUAUGAUUUUACACCCAGAAAUAAAGAUUUAUUUGUCUAACA